AUGGGAUGGUAUUUCCUCCAUUCUCUGCUAAAUGGGGUCAACAAGUAUUCCACGUCGCUGGGGAAGGUGUGGCUUUCGGUCAUAUUCGUUUUCCGUCUGCUGGUGCUGGUGGUGGCGGCUGAGACCGUCUGGGGAGAUGAGCAGAGUGGCUUUGUCUGCAACACCCAGCAGCCCGGUUGCAGGAACGUCUGCUACGACCGCUUCUUCCCCAUCUCCCACAUCCGGCUGUGGGUUUUCCAGCUCCUGGCUGUGACCGUCCCCUCAUGUCUCAUCGGGAUGCAUGUUUCCCAACGGAGGAAAAACAAGAAGAACAUCAAAAUCUUUAAUCAGAAUGCUGAUCGGCGAAAAAUAAAGAUCGAUACCUCUCUCCUUCGGACCUACCUGGUCAGCGUCGUGUUCAAGAUGUUAUUUGAAGGCAGCUUUAUGUAUUUAUUCUACUGGAUCUAUGAAGGAUACCAGAUGGUUCGACUAGUGAAGUGUAGCGAAUAUCCCUGCCCUAAUACUGUUGACUGCUUCAUUUCCAGACCAACCGAGAAAACCAUUUUUACCGUGUUUAUGCUGGUGACCUCAGCUCUGUGCAUCUUGUUGAAUGUGGCAGAACUCUUUUUUCUGAUUGUUCGAUAUUGCUUCAUGCAAUGGAAGCACCAGAGGUUUUCCUCAGAAGAAAACAACGAAAGGGAUAGAAGAUUAUCGGCCACCAUUACUUCCGGUGAUAACAUCACUGUGAACUUGGAUAUUGAUCGGGAGAACCUCUAGGAACAAACCUCUAGAAAAACGCUUGAUUAAUGA
Messenger RNA from Mobula hypostoma (lesser devil ray), 789 nucleotides. RefSeq names its product gap junction beta-2 protein-like. Lineage: Eukaryota; Metazoa; Chordata; Chondrichthyes; Myliobatiformes; Myliobatidae. Gene Ontology annotation, biological process: cell-cell signaling. Bases 1 to 756 code for a protein of 251 amino acids. The transcript has a single exon. Gene Ontology annotation, cellular component: connexin complex. The record is from RefSeq and is a predicted model, not a curated record. Gene Ontology annotation, molecular function: gap junction channel activity.